GAGAUGCUGCACCUGCAAGCCAUGGGCUCCCUCGCCUUCUUUCCAACCUGGAGGAUGCUCAGAGCCCCCAAGCCAUCCAUCCCAGAGCCUUUUCAGCUGCACAAUGGCUCUGCAAGGAGGAAAGCCCUCCAGUUUUGCUGAAAAAAGGAACCUUUUCCUAGGACUUGUUGCUUAUCUUGCAACUCCAAGAGGCAGAAUUUGAAGAUCUGGGGAAGGGAAGAGGCUGAUCCGGCCAUGCAAAGGAUUGCACCCUUUUGCAAGAUGCCCUUGGCUACCCAAAGGGGGCAGCUGGCUUGGUUUUUUCCCCUCUCUGCUACAGGAGAGGUAAGGUUGGGCAAGGGGUUUCUGCCCCCAGGAGCCCUCAUCAGAGGAAGUCAGAGGCUCCUUGGGUGAACCAAGGGGGCUGAGGUUGCCAAGAGGAGCCUUGGACCUGGAAAGAGAUGCCUUCCCCUGAGGAAGGGGUUUGCAAGCCCAGCCCUGGCCAUCCUGGAAGGCUGGAAAGGUCUGGAUCCGAAUGCUACACCAACCAGACCUUUGUCUUUGACGAUGGAAGCUCUAGAAGGCUCAAGUCCUCCCCAGGAGGUUACAGAGGAGGCAGCCACAAGAGUGGACUCAUCUUGGACAUCUCCUCCUUGACCAUGACCGAGGUGGACUCCGAAGUCCUCCCUCUGCCGCCUCGCUACCGGUUCCGGGACUUACUUUUGGGGGACCAGAGCUUCCAGAACGACGACAGGGUCCAAGUGGAGUUUUAUGUGAACGAAAACACAUUUAAGGAGCGCCUGAAGCUAUUCUUCAUCAAAAACCAAAGAUCAAGUCUGAGGAUACGUCUGUUCAACUUCUCCCUGAAGCUUCUUACCUGCCUUCUUUACAUCGUCCGUGUUCUCCUCGAUGACCCAGAACGGAUAGGAUGUUGGGAAUGUGAAAAACACAAUUAUUCAACCUUCAACCAGUCGUCUUCAGAAAUCAACUGGGAUCCCAUCAUAUGGGUAGACCGAAACAAACCAUUGUGGGCAAUACAAGUCAGUGUAGCCAUUAUUAGCUUCCUGGAGACGAUGCUCCUGAUCUAUCUCAGCUACAAGGGAAACAUUUGGGAGCAGAUUUUCCGUGUAUCCUUCAUCCUUGAAAUGAUCAACACUGUGCCCUUUAUUAUCACAAUCUUUUGGCCGUUUAUACGGAACCUGUUUAUUCCUGUUUUCUUGAAUUGCUGGCUGGCAAAGUAUGCCUUGGAAAACAUGAUUAACGAUUUGCACCGAGCGAUACAAAGAACCCAGUCUGCCAUGUUCAACCAGGUGCUCAUCUUGAUUUGCACUUUACUCUGUCUCCUUUUCACUGGAACCUGUGGCAUCCAGCACUUAGAAAGAGCCGGUGAAAACCUCACCCUCUUCAAAUCCUUCUAUUUCUGCAUUGUUACCUUCUCCACGGUGGGCUACGGCGAUGUGACACCCAAAAUCUGGCCCUCUCAGCUGUUGGUUGUGAUCAUGAUCUGCGUUGCCCUGGUUGUAUUACCUCUCCAGUUUGAGGAGCUUGUAUACUUGUGGAUGGAGCGCCAGAAAUCCGGGGGGAACUACAGCCGUCAUCGAGCACAAACGGAGAAACACGUGGUCCUUUGUGUCAGCUCCCUCAAAAUUGACCUGCUGAUGGACUUCCUCAACGAAUUUUACGCUCAUCCUAGACUGCAGGAUUACUAUGUGGUGAUCCUCUGUCCCACAGAGAUGGACAUCCAGGUCCGGCGGGUGCUACAGAUUCCCUUAUGGUCUCAGCGUGUGAUCUAUCUCCAGGGAUCGGCCUUGAAAGAUCAGGAUCUCUUGAGAGCCAAGAUGGACAAUGGAGAAGCCUGUUUCAUUCUCAGCAGCCGCAAUGAAGUGGACCGCACAGCUGCUGACCAUCAAACUAUCCUCCGGGCUUGGGCUGUGAAGGACUUUGCUCCAAACUGUCCCCUGUAUGUUCAGAUCUUGAAACCGGAGAACAAGUUCCACGUAAAAUUUGCUGAUCAUGUGGUCUGUGAAGAGGAAUGCAAGUACGCAAUGCUGGCUCUGAACUGCGUCUGCCCAGCCACCUCCACUCUCAUCACGCUCCUUGUUCACACAUCCAGAGGACAAGAAGGACAGGAAUCGCCGGAGCAGUGGCAAAGGAUGUACGGUCGCUGCUCGGGUAAUGAGGUCUACCACAUCCGGAUGGGCGACAGCAAGUUCUUCAUGGAGUAUGAAGGGAAGAGCUUCACCUACGCAUCCUUCCACGCCCACAAAAAGUACGGUGUCUGCUUGAUGGGUGUGAGAAGGGAGGAGAACAAGAGCAUCCUUCUCAACCCAGGACCGCGGCACAUCAUGACCGCCUCGGACACUUGCUUCUACAUCAACAUCACGAAGGAGGAGAACUCGGCCUUCAUCUUCAAGCAGGAGGAGAAGCAGAAGAAGAAAGGCUUUGCAGGGAGAGGGAUCUACGACGGGCCGUCAAGGUUGCCAGUCCAUAGCAUCAUCGCCAGCAUGGGCACAGUAGCCAUGGACUUGCAGAACACAGAGUGUCGCCCCAUGAACAACAGCAAACUCACCUUGCCGGCGGAGAACGGAUCCGGCAAAAGGAGACCCAGCAUCGCUCCAGUUCUGGAGGUGGCCGACAGUUCUUCCCUCUUACCAUGCGACAUGCUCAGCGACCAGUCGGAAGACGAGAUGACUCAGUCGGACGAAGAGGGCCUUCCCAUUAUAGAAUACGUCAAGGGCUAUCCACCCAAUUCUCCGUACAUUGGAAGUUCUCCCACACUGUGCCACCUUCUGCCUGUUAAGGCUCCUUUCUGUUGCUUACGUUUGGAUAAGGGCUGCAAACACAACAGCUAUGAAGAUGCCAAGGCCUACGGGUUUAAGAACAAACUGAUCAUUGUGUCGGCUGAGACGGCUGGGAACGGCUUGUAUAACUUCAUUGUCCCUCUCCGUGCCUACUAUCGGUCACGGAAGGAGUUAAACCCCAUCGUGCUGUUGCUGGACAACAAGCCUGAUCAUCACUUUCUGGAAGCCAUCUGCUGUUUCCCAAUGGUCUAUUACAUGGAAGGCACAAUUGACAACCUGGACAGUUUGCUGCAGUGUGGCAUCAUUUACGCCGACAAUUUGGUGGUGGUGGAUAAGGAGAGUACCAUGAGUGCCGAAGAGGACUACAUGGCGGAUGCCAAGACCAUCGUCAAUGUCCAAACCAUGUUCAGGCUUUUCCCAAGUCUAAGUAUCAUCACAGAGCUGACGCAUCCAUCCAACAUGAGGUUCAUGCAGUUCCGAGCAAAGGAUAGCUAUUCAUUGGCUCUUUCCAAGCUAGAGAAGAAAGAACGUGAAAAUGGCUCCAACUUGGCCUUCAUGUUCCGACUGCCAUUUGCCGCUGGCCGGGUUUUCAGCAUCAGCAUGUUGGAUACGUUGCUUUACCAGUCAUUUGUGAAGGACUACAUGAUCACCAUUACAAGAUUGCUGUUGGGCCUGGAUACCACCCCUGGCUCUGGCUACCUUUGUGCUAUGAAAAUCACAGAGGAUGACCUGUGGAUCCGGAGCUAUGGCCGUCUCUUCCAGAAACUGUGCUCUUCCAGCGCGGAGAUCCCCAUUGGCAUCUAUAGAACGGAGUCCCAUAUGUUUUCUACCACUGAUCCUCAUGACCUCAGAACACAGUCACAGAUCUCAAUCAACGUGGAAGAUUGCGAAGACACCAAAGAGCUGAAAGAGCAUUGGAACGCCAAAACAAACCAUCAACGAAACUCGUGCCCCACCGAACAAUCCGAGCACCCGUUGCUUCGGCGCAAGAGCAUGCAGUGGGCACGCCGGCUCAGUCGGAAAGGAGCCAACAAACACACGCCCAAAACAGCCGAGUGGAUUAACCAACAGAGGUUGAGCCUCUACCGGCGGUCGGAGCGGCAAGAGCUGUCGGAGCUGGUGAAGAACCGGAUGAAACAUCUGGGCUUGCCCACAACAGGGUACGAGGAUGUAGCAAAUUUAACAGCCUGUGAUGUGAUGAAUCGGGUAAACCUUGGAUAUUUGCAAGAUGAAAUGAAUGACCACCAGAAUACAUUAUCCUACGUUCUCAUCAAUCCCCCUCCGGACACACGGCUGGAACUCAACGACAUAGUGUACUUAAUACGGCCCGACCCCUUAGCUCAUGUGGAAAAUGAGAAUCACAGUCGAAAGAGCAGCUGCGGCAACAAACAGGACCCUUGUAGCCCCGAAACGAGAGAUGAGACACAACUCUGAGCACCUCUUUCCUUUUUGCAUGGAAUGCAGACACUUUCCCUUCUCAUUCAUGCAUGGAACUGAAACAGAAUGAACAACAAACUUUUGCGCUGAAGGGGAGGAGCAGUUUUCUACGCGGACAUACGGUGCCAUAGAUUAAAAAAAAACCAAAACAGCUGGUGAAGACAAACUAUUGUUUGGCCCCUUGAUGUCCUCUUAAACCUUGUGACUUUGAGACCAGUCGGGUUUCCAACUUGGCUUUGUCUCUCCUAGAACAGUCUCUGACGUCGGGUUCCAAGGAGUUGGGACGUAAAGGGACACCUGAUUCAUUCGAAGACUGGAUGAUUUGUACAAGCCUUGGUUUUAAAUUUUUUGUUUUCCAUUUUGGAGGGACGAGUGGGUGGGGAAGA
This is a messenger RNA of Sceloporus undulatus (fence lizard), 4603 nucleotides long. RefSeq names its product potassium sodium-activated channel subfamily T member 1 (gene KCNT1). The record is from RefSeq and is a predicted model, not a curated record. The coding region runs from base 441 to 4214 and encodes 1257 amino acids. The transcript is spliced from 32 exons. Gene Ontology annotation, cellular component: membrane. Lineage: Eukaryota; Metazoa; Chordata; Lepidosauria; Squamata; Phrynosomatidae. Gene Ontology annotation, biological process: potassium ion transport. Gene Ontology annotation, molecular function: intracellular sodium-activated potassium channel activity.